Molecule: messenger RNA, 552 nt
Organism: Puntigrus tetrazona (Sumatra barb)
Lineage: Eukaryota; Metazoa; Chordata; Actinopteri; Cypriniformes; Cyprinidae
Product: ankyrin repeat domain-containing protein 66
Exons: 3
Coding region: 61-552 (163 amino acids)
Molecular function (GO): protein binding
Source: RefSeq, a predicted model, not a curated record
UUAGCAAUACACGGAGGUGGUUUUAAACAGUUUUAAUGUUACCGAUUUAAAAAGAAAAAGAUGACAGAGUUGCAUCAGGCAGCAGCUGCUGGAGAUUGUGAUUUAGUAGAAGCAAUUGUGAAAAAAAAUUCGUGUGACCCUAAUCAGAAAGACUUAGACUGGAACAAGAAGACCCCGUUGCACUGGGCAGCAUCCAAAGGCCAAACAGAGAUGGUUCGGAUAUUAAUUGAAAAUGGAGCCAGGGCUUGUUUGAGGACAGAUAAUGGCUGGACACCCGCACAUUUUGCAGCAGAGUCUGGAAAACUAGCAGUACUUCGACUCCUUCAUUCCCUGCACGCACCCGUAGACAAGGAGGAUUCCUCCGGCGAUAAACCUGUGAGGAUUGCUGAAAUCUAUGGGCAUGAAGAUUGUGUUCAUUUUCUUAAAAGGGCAGAGGUUGAGAGCAGAAACUACCGGCAAAUGGCAAAGUUAAAUGGACUGUCCUUAGACGAUACUGAUGAAGAAUGGGAACAGGAGAGAAAAGAAGCCAAAAAACAAGUAAUUAAAAAGUAG